CCCGCCCCGCCCCGCCCGGCCCGGCGCGCGCGGAGUUGCUGCUGGGAGGCGCGGGGCUGGGUGUGGCCGGCGGCUCCGGGCUCUGGGCUCGGGGCUCCUGCGAGGCGCUCGCUGCGCCGGCUCCGCGCUCUCCGCAGCGCGCGGUGGACGCGGCCCGUGCUCCUUCCAGCUGUUUUCACUCAUUAACUCCUGAGGUAAACAGAUUGAAAAGAUGAGCGAGCUGGAACAGUUGAGGCAAGAAGCAGAACAACUGCGGAAUCAGAUUCAGGAUGCUCGGAAAGCAUGUAAUGAUGCAACGCUUGUUCAGAUUACAUCAAAUAUGGACUCCGUGGGUCGAAUACAAAUGCGAACAAGACGUACACUGAGGGGCCACCUAGCUAAAAUCUAUGCUAUGCAUUGGGGAUACGAUUCCAGGCUGCUAGUCAGUGCUUCCCAAGAUGGAAAAUUAAUUAUUUGGGAUAGCUAUACAACAAAUAAGAUGCAUGCUAUUCCUUUGAGGUCCUCCUGGGUGAUGACCUGCGCUUAUGCUCCCUCUGGUAAUUAUGUUGCCUGUGGAGGCUUGGACAACAUCUGCUCUAUAUAUAACUUAAAGACCAGAGAGGGAAAUGUGAGAGUGAGCCGAGAGUUGCCAGGCCACACAGGGUACUUGUCCUGCUGUCGUUUUUUAGAUGACAGCCAAAUUGUUACAAGUUCAGGAGAUACAACUUGUGCUUUAUGGGACAUUGAAACUGCCCAGCAGACCACCACAUUCACUGGGCAUUCUGGAGAUGUGAUGGGUCUUUCCCUGAGUCCUGACAUGAGGACCUUUGUUUCUGGUGCUUGCGAUGCCUCUUCCAAAUUAUGGGAUAUUCGAGAUGGAAUGUGUAGACAGUCUUUCACAGGACACAUCUCAGAUAUUAAUGCUGUCAGUUUUUUCCCAAAUGGAUAUGCCUUUGCCACUGGCUCUGAUGAUGCCACUUGCCGGCUCUUUGACCUUCGUGCAGACCAAGAGUUAUUAUUGUAUUCUCAUGACAAUAUCAUCUGCGGAAUCACUUCCGUAGCCUUCUCAAAAAGUGGGCGUCUCUUGUUGGCCGGUUACGAUGACUUUAAUUGUAAUGUAUGGGACACACUAAAAGGAGAUCGUGCAGGUGUCCUUGCUGGUCAUGACAACCGUGUGAGCUGCUUAGGUGUAACUGAUGAUGGCAUGGCUGUGGCAACAGGCUCCUGGGACAGUUUUCUUAGAAUCUGGAAUUAAGUGUCAUACAUAUUUUUUGUUCUCCACUGAUACAUCUGGAGAAAUCAGUGCUACAGCCUAUAGCUGUGAAAAAAUUCUACCUUGUAUUUGCAGGUGAAGAUUUUUCUAUUAGAUUAUAUACAAAAACAAGCUUUCAGUAAACUACCAAAAAAAAAUGUGGGGGAGGGGGGGAGGCAAAGGUGCCUUCUGAGAUCAAAAGGACCAGUGUAUUAAUUUGAGGAGUUAAUUUAACCUUGAAUUGUUGUGUGUACUCAGUCUGUUUUCUUUGUGUAGAACACAAUGUAUACAUUGUAGCAGCUCACCAUUAUGUUUGCAUUUUUUAAGAAGUACAUUUUUAACUUUGUAGACACCAGAAGUGUCACAUUAUUGAGCUUUAUAAUAGAAGAACCAGGCACAGAAAUAGAAAUGCCACUGUAUGUGUAUUUAUGCCUGAAUAAAGUCCCCUUGAAUUCAGAUCUCUUUCUGAAUCUAAGAGGUCCUGAUGGCUUCAUGUUUAAGAGCACUGAUGGGUGGGGCACCUCUGAGGGGGUCUUUCAUUUCUCAUGCAUCUUCUGUCAUACUGUUCAUCUAAGGAGCUCGCGUUUCUCAUGCAUCCUCUGCCAUACUGUUCAUCUAGGGAGGAGCUCCUUUUCAAUCCUCUGAGGGGACAGAUAAUCUGAAGAUUUCACUGAUAUUUUAGACAUAGCUAAGAAACUUCAUUAGCAUUUAUUAACAAAAAAUAAUAGUAUAUAAAUGGUUCUUGACAUUGUAAAUGCCUGAUUAUGAUCAGUUGACACUUUGAGUAACCCUCUUCUAAACAGCUCGACUUUCCUAUUCAUUUUAUAUUCCGGAGCUACGUUUGUAGUGUCUGCCCAUCUUUCAGGAGUUAAACAUUGGGAUUGUCCUUGCAUCUGAACAUCCUUCCCAGUGCUAGCUAUAUAUGUCUAGAUAAGAAAUGCAAUGUGAGUGUUACAUUUGGAGAGAAGUGUAAAAAAUCUAACCAAUUGCUAGCACAUAUUUGUUGUAACAUGGUGGUUUAUUUCAUGUUUGCAUAAUAUAAAAUCUGAAUUGACGUGAAA
Molecule: messenger RNA, 2292 nt
Organism: Cebus imitator (Panamanian white-faced capuchin)
Lineage: Eukaryota; Metazoa; Chordata; Mammalia; Primates; Cebidae
Gene: GNB4
Product: G protein subunit beta 4
Exons: 10
Coding region: 212-1234 (340 amino acids)
Biological process (GO): G protein-coupled receptor signaling pathway
Cellular component (GO): heterotrimeric G-protein complex; cytoplasm
Molecular function (GO): signaling receptor complex adaptor activity; protein binding
Source: RefSeq, a predicted model, not a curated record